CAUUGACAUACCAGCCUUCGGAAACCGAAAGAACAAGGCACUCGACGGAAGUUUUCUUGCCUGAUUAUAACACGUUUGCCUAUAUUCUGUACAUCAUUGCGAAGAUUUCAGACUUAAAUAUUUGGAACUAUUGCCAACAAAGCCGACAACUAAUGCGACCUGUUGUUGUCUGACUGUCAGAAUCCCGGUAGCGCGUGGUAGGUUGCAUAGUUAAUCUGCGCUGACUGUCGUUAGCUGCCUAGCAUAGCUGUGGAAGAGCAAAAGACUGAGUGGACUCGACAAAAAGAAAGUUAACACAACCAGGGACAGUCCACAGUCUCUCUGUGGCUCAUCUCCGAAUAGCGCUGGACCGCUGAUGUAAUGCCUUGAAUAAGGAGAAGGAUAUUCUUCGACCUGCACUCUUCGGUUUGCCGUGAGAACACUAAUUCACCUGCUCAUGGCGUGUGCAAAAGUGCCACUGGACGAGCAGCAUGUCACCGACGUCGUAGGGCCUAUGGGCCGUGAACGCACCCUCCCGGCACUGCACCCAGACCGUAAGGAGGAGCGUUGUUUCCUUCUGUACAAACCUCCUCCCGAGAAUAAUUCGUCUGCACAGAUCGAGGAGUUCUUGGAGCAAGCUCAGUUUAUAUCUGAAGAUUUGGAGUGGUUGCUGUCACUGCCUCAUGAUAAAUUCUGGUGCCAGGUAGUGUUUGAUGAGUCUGUGCAGAGAUGCCUGGAUUCUUACCUGAGCUACGCUCCUCGCUCUCUGGACGCGACUCUGUCUCUCUCGUCUCCUGCUGUGGCCGACAUGCAGCGCUGCAUCCACCGGUCUGUGUUCAUGGUCUUCCUGAGAAUGGCUACCCACAAGGAGUCCAAGGAGAACUUCAUCACCCCGGAAGUAUUCGGAGAGAUAAUUUACAACAACUUCCUGUUUGACAUUCCUAAGAUCCUGGACCUCUGUGUGCUCUUUGGCAAAGGCAAUGCACAGCUUCUGCACAAGAUGAUCGAUAACAUUUUCACACAGCAGCCUUCUUACUAUGGUGAUUUGAAUGAAACCGUUCCCUCUAUCAUCCAGGUGCUAGACACAGUCCUGGAGAAGUGUGGCCUUCAAUCUGAGGGAGCCUCUGCCUCUGAGCCUCUUAAACUCAACUCACAUGGUCGUACGACUGCCAUGACCAUGUCUCAGGAAGACCUUGUGGACCUGAUGGUGUACAUGUGUGACACGUGUACCACUCUUCACUCCUUCUUGGACAUUUUUCCCGCAGCCUGCCAAACAUUCCACUCCCACGGCUUUCUCAGCAGACUAACUUCGUUUUACGAGAUGGCAUUUCCUGACUUGGAGAAAGCAGUGAGAAAGAGGAAUUUUGAUAGAAGUGUUCAGGACGACCUGUGGAGUAGGCUUUGCCAUUCGCGUAAGAAGUUGGUGGAGAUAGCCCAUCUGCUUAUCCAACACACCUGCCUGCAGCCUCUUCUAGAGGGCACUGAGAACACACUGUCUUAUGUGGAGGAACUACUGCAGAAUUUCACCAAUUUCAUUCAGGAGAAAAGAUUCCUGGCUGAUUAUGACGAGCAGUUUCCGUUGGCAGAUGACAUCAGUCUCCUGCAGCAGGUGUCUCCUCACCUAGAUGAGACCCGCACCUCGUACCUCCUUCAGGCAGUGGAAAGUGCCUGGGACAGUGUGGGCAAGAAGAGGGGCACACGCCGGAUGCCCGCGGCCGCUGGGACCGGCACUGGCGCUGGCGCAGGGUCUGAUUGGGAUGGCAGAGGGGCAGCAGCCGCAGGUCUCGAAGGAGCUGCAGCUGCGGCGGUGGAGGACUUCCCUCAGAAGGGAGAUAACGGGGCAGUAUGCACAGUGAGUGCUGGGGAGCUGGAGUCGCUGUUGACCCACAUAAGGGACCUGCUGCCUGACCUGGGGGAGGGCUUCAUCCUAGCCUGCCUGGAGGAGUACGGCUACAGCACCGAGCUGGUCAUUAACAACAUCCUGGAGGACCGACUGACUCCAGCCUUAGACAAGUUGGACCGGACAAUGCCUAGGCCAGUGAAAGAGGAGCCGCCGGAGGUGCUCGACAGUAGGUCCAAUGUGUUUGAUGACGACGACUUUGACGUUUUCCACAGGGAUCAGGUGGACCUGUCCCGCAUCUGGAAAGGCAAAAAGAAAGGAGAAAGCUUCCAGGCCCUGCUGGAUGACAAACAGCACAUAGCGGAGCAGAAGGCCCGGUACCUGGCCUACGAAACCGUGGUGGACGAGGUUCUGGUGGGUCCCGGCGAGCCUGGUGCCACUGGAUCGGGCUUCCUAUUGGACGACUAUGAUGACGAAUAUGAUGAUACAUACGACAACAGCCAAGUGGGAGCCAACGAUCUCGAUGAUGACGAUGAUCUAUUAAACCGAAGACCAUUCACCACCCCACUGGUCCUUCAAAUGCACAAGAAGACUCAGGGCAGAGAAGAGGAGGAAGAGGAGGAAGAGGAAGAGAACAAGGAUGAGGGCGUGAAGAGAGACAUGUUCGUCCAGGACCCUGCUGUACUGAGGGAGAGGGCUGAGGCCAGGAGGGCUGCUAUGCAACACAGGAGAGGAUUCAGACCCCCUCCUCCCCGCCAAGUGGAAGGCAGACCCAAAGGCCAGGGCCAGACCCUGGAGACGUUUCUGGACAGGCGGAAGAAGGAGGCCAACAAGAGCCGAGGUGCCAACCACAACCGCAGAAACAUGGCUGACCGCAAGCGGAACAAGGGCAUGAUCCCGUCCUGAGGCCACUGAGCCCAAUUGGGGGGCCUCUGGACGUCACAUGGUCACAACAGUCUGUCGGAGGGAUGAGGACGACAAUGCACGAGGAUGGAUGGACGACUCACAUGAAAGCACAGCACGGGGAAAUGAACUCCAAAAGGUCCCAAGUCAAGGUUUUACCUGACUGGUCGCAGUUCUCAACAGUAGCGACUCACUCAAUUUCUGCCUCCAGUGUUCUUUUUGACACGCAAAAAAAAAAAAUGGAAUUUCGUUUGAAAGGGUUUGUUUAAAAUACUUUUGAUUAGUUCAGCCACAUAAACCUUUUUUUGUUUGUUUUCUUUUUUACAGGCAGCAACUGUCUUACACCUACCCCCAAAAUACACAGAACUCCCCCCUUUAUUCUAAGCCAAAGAGCAAACAGUUUUGUUUUUGUUUUCUUCCAUUUUGCCAUGAAACAAGUGGGUUUAACACAGAGAGACGAGACACAAUUAACUCUUGCAACAUUUUUAGUGAUCAACAAAAGAAAUCAAAGAGUUUACAGGUAAAGACAGGUCCAAGCAGACUCUCCCUGACAGGUGUGUGCGUGUGUGUGCGUGUGUGUGCGUGUGUGUGCGUGUGUGUGAAGGUAUCCUCUGCCAUGCUGUGAUUGUAGACAUUUCAAACCAUAGGUCUUUACAGGGGCUGUAGAGACUAGUUGACAAGCAUUCAGGGCUUUUAGCUCGUAAAUGUCAGCUAGACAGUGAGGUCAACUGUGGGUAUGAUCACUCGGUGGAAGUUUCCAGUGAAACGCAGUGAGUGCCAUCAUGCAAUGUUCAACAACAUGCUUUUUUUGUAAGAGGACAUUUUUAUGAUUGCUUUUCUUGAAGCAAGAGUAAAAGAUAAGGAGGGGGAGGGGGAAAAAAACAAAAUAAAUAAUUUAAGCAAUUAUUCCUUGUCAAUUUGUUAAAUGUCUGUAGAAUCUUGAACCAGCACGUGAGAUGAACAUCUCAUGGUGGAAGGUGACCUUCCAAUCUUCCCUUAGGUCAGAGGUUGGCCCUUUUGUAUUAGCUUAAAGGUUGUAUCCCAACAUCAGUACAGAGUUGUUUUAAGAGUACGUCAAUGAGCCUCUGACCUGCUGCAGAGGAGUUAAAAUGGACAAAUUCUUUGACUUGCGGCUUAUAGGAGUGCCUUGAAAUGUUAAGAACACAGUAAUACACCAUGUUAAAUCUUGUGCAUAUAAACAUUGUUAUGGUGUAUGUUUGGGUGAACCAGCCCAAACUACCCAUAUUCAGCAGCUAUUUUGAAUACUGACCAUGCUCUUCAGGUUUUGUAGGGUUUCGUAACUGACAAAAUAUAGUAUAAUUAUUUCCUAUACUUAAUACAGGAUUAUUGGAUAUGGAUUAAUAAUUCUCAAUUGCAUGUAUUUGCUGAGCAUAUUGGUGGUUCAUCUGUAUUCAGGGGCUUGGUCCAAAGUCUGAAUUUAGAAUGAACAUAUC
Molecule: messenger RNA, 4176 nt
Organism: Sardina pilchardus (European sardine)
Lineage: Eukaryota; Metazoa; Chordata; Actinopteri; Clupeiformes; Clupeidae
Gene: ascc2
Product: activating signal cointegrator 1 complex subunit 2
Exons: 19
Coding region: 437-2725 (762 amino acids)
Biological process (GO): regulation of DNA-templated transcription
Molecular function (GO): ubiquitin binding
Source: RefSeq, a predicted model, not a curated record